Messenger RNA from Paramecium sonneborni, 578 nucleotides. The record is from the annotation of a GenBank genome assembly. Lineage: Eukaryota; Ciliophora; Oligohymenophorea; Peniculida; Parameciidae.
AUGAACAAUAAAAAAGAGAUUGAGAGGAGAAUUUAAAAGGAUUUGAUAAUUGAAUUGAUAAAGAAUGAGUUUUUGGAUAGGUCAUUUGUAAAUUAGCCAAAUCAUUUGAAAGGCUUAUAAAGGAUUUUAUGGUAGUUGAAAUGAUAGGCACAUAAAAGAAAAUGAUGUGAAAUAAAUUUAAGAGUAGGAUUAGAAUAGAGAGAUGAACUUGAUAAUAAGCAGAUUUCUGAGGCUUAAUAUUUGUAUUUAAAUCAUUCAUAUUGGAUAUUAUCUAAUAAAGUGUUUGGUAUAUUUGCAGAUUAAUCUAGAUUCGAAAAAUAGGAAGAAUUCAUAGAUUACUACUGGAUAUUUAAAAUUAGGUAACUAAACAUAUUAGAAUUGUUAAAAAUUAUUUAGUUUAUUGUAUACUUAUAAAAAGGAUGAUAAGGGAAGGUUUUGAUAAAAUUUAAAGUUUUAUAAUUAUAUUUUUAGAAGAAGAAACUAGAAAAUAUGGAGAGAAGAAGAGAUUAAUUUAUUGGCUCCUUUUUUAGAGUACCUUAAGGAUACUUAUGUAAAUUGAUGUUAAAAAGUAUUUAUGA